AUGAGAGUAGCUGCACAGAUUAUUGGGGUUGCUCCUCAGGUCCCAUCGCCACCCCUGACUAGACGCAAGGCCUCCUUAGUCAGUGUCCCAUCGCCACCCCUGACUAGACGUAAUGUCUCCUUAGUCAGUGAGAGUAGAAGGGCGGGAAACACAUGGCGUCCCGACCUUCGCUGUAGUCGGACUCGACACAAGGAAUGGUCAGCCAGUAACCAAGAUGCCUGUAGGAGGUCGUGGAGGCAAGGUCGGGGGUAUACAGAGUUACGGUGUCAGAAAUGGGCAAAACAUCUCCGGGAUCAACGAGGAGAUCGUGUGGAUGUCCAUAGGGUUGGCUGUGACGAUCGCUAUCCUGAUCACGAUGGCACUGUGUUACCUGCUACACGAGAACUGCAAGAAGCGGCACGAGCACGGGUGGCACGCGUGACACAGGCCCCUGCCUCCCCCACGGGAGUACUACAUCACCGUCUAGCGUCGGGCCAGGGGCUGCGGCCUGCUGGCUCACCAGAACCCCGGGAGUCCGCAGAACCCUCCUGUAACGUCUCAACACUCAAGAGUCUGGACCACUCAUACAAUUUAGAGAAAAAUUUAAAGAAACAGAGAAGCUAAGAAUUUGGUCUUUUUACCUAAGUAUUUGUUACGUUAUUGGAAACCAAGUUGAGUAGUGUAUACUUUUGUUGUUUAUUUUAUUAGGAAAGUAUUAGUUAUUUAUAAUAAGUACAUAUAUCCACCGUAAAGAUUAUGAUAGUUAAACUUGAUAUUCCAAUUUUGUUAUCAAACCUAGACAAAUAAUUAAUUAUACAAUAACUAAAAAAACUUAUUUCUAUUUUUUUUUUUUUUUUAAUUCUACCAUGACAUAUCUAUUUAAUUUAAUAUUACUUAAAUGCUAAAUAAAUUAUGUGUCUGGUUGUAAUAAAUUAUACUUAGUGGUUGAUCAUUUUAUAACGCUGUAUUAUAGUAGCAAAAAUUCCUCCACAAAGCUAGAAGGCUAAAUUUAUUUACGAUAUCAACAGGUCAAUUUUCCUCCAGCUUAUUCUUCAAAAUAUUCCUGGAAUACUUUGGCCAUUUCCACUACUGCCAAUUAAAUAUAAUAUUCUUACAGCCUUUCUGUCAGCCUUGAAGUACUAUAUGGAUUUCACUAUUUUACUCAGAACUAUUGCUUUACCAGUCUUAUAGCAUUUAUCAGCUUCAUAUCGGCAUUGAUUGAGAAUAUCAGUUUUAAACUAUCUCAUAACUCAAUUACAGUAGCUUCGGUAUUGUAUCAGAAACACGUAGCAUUUGCCGGGAAUCGUAUCUGGCAAACUUCUAGGCGGCAGCGGCACUCGCUAUCUUCUCCCUGAACUCUGCUACACCUUCUGGGGAUUAUACUGGAAACCUCAUAACUUACUGCCAAGUCCAUCUCACCAAACUCACGUUGGAACAGUGUUAUAUUUUCUCAAUCCACGAUAACCAACACAUUUAUAUAUUCAGACGAAACGUAAUUUAUUGUGGCAAUAAUUUUAUUCUUUUCAAUUACAUUCCAAAUUUAUAAUCCUGAGUUAGGUGUAAGUGUAGGGAAAUCAUCUGUAUAAGUGUAAGUAUAAAGGCAUAUUAAAAGACCUAUCAGUGUUUUAUUUUUGUUAAUAGCAAUUAUAAGUUUCACUGAUUUCUCAUUGACUAUUACGUGGAUUUAAUACAGGGUACUGAUGGUAGAAAAAUAUUUAUUUUGUUCUAACUUUGGAUUGUGUCAAAUUUUACCACUAUAAAUAAAACCGUUGAAAUACUAAGCAAUCAUAACACAUUUUAGUAGCACAUUCCACAGCUUUGUUUAUAUGAUUGCAUUUUGAAAUUAUGUUUAAAAUUUACUAUUUUAAGAGAUUUCAACUAAGUAGUAGGGAUGAGGUAAAGCCCUCUGCAUAGCAUUUGAUGUUUUGAAUGCCAAGCUAAUAAGGCAUAUUUUCUUACUACUUUGAUAGACAUACUCUGAAAAAUAUGGUUUGUAUUAUUUAUGAUUUUUAUGAAGAGGCUUAAAAAGAACAACGAAUAUAAUUAAUAUUAUUAAUACAUUUAACAAAUUCUACCUCAAACACUUUUUUUAAAAUUAUGAUAAAAUGUGCGUAUGUAAAAUACGAUAGCAACAGUUAUAUUUCGGAUAAGUUAUAUUUUUAGAUUGUUUAU
Messenger RNA from Homalodisca vitripennis (glassy-winged sharpshooter), 2151 nucleotides. RefSeq lists its product as uncharacterized. The coding region runs from base 1 to 603 and encodes 200 amino acids. Lineage: Eukaryota; Metazoa; Arthropoda; Insecta; Hemiptera; Cicadellidae. The record is from RefSeq and is a predicted model, not a curated record. The transcript has 5 exons.